AUGGAGGCUGAUUUGGAUGAAUGGAUAGGCGGUCUUAGGGUUCAUGGGCCUUCUGAGUGCAAUGGCGAUGACGAAUUUGGCCAAAAAUGCUUCAAAAUUGCAGAUCGCUUUUGGGACAAGACACCACCCUCCACCUUCAAAGGACUCUAUAUUUGGCCUCAGAUGUCAGAUCUGGAUGAAACAAAAGUUCAAGGCUGGAUUGCAGGGCAUGCUACAUUUUAUGGGGGGAGUGAUGCCACUGGAACCAUGGGUGGUGCUUGUGGGUAUGGUAAUAUGUAUAGUGCUGGAUAUGACACUAAUACUGCAGCUCUAAGCAGUGCGCUGUUCAAUAAUGGGGCUGUAUGUGGAGCUUGCUAUCAAAUUAGAUGUGAUGAUAAAAAAGUUCCUCAAUGGUGUUUGCCUGGCAAGUCCAUUAUAAUCACUGCCACUAACUUCUGCCCACCUAAUAAUGCCCUCCCAAAUGAUAAUGGAGGAUGGUGUAAUUUGCCACUCCAGCAUUUUGACAUGGCACAACCUGCCUUUCUGCAGAUUGCCAAAUACAAAGCUGGAAUUGUACCAGUUGUUUAUAGGAGGGUUCCAUGCAAGAAGACUGGGGGAAUCCGUUUUACCAUAAAUGGAAGAGAUUACUUUGAGUUAGUGUUGAUAAGUAAUGUUGGAGGAAGAGGAGAUAUUACAGCAACAUGGAUAAAAGGGUCAAACACUGAAUGGCAACAAAUGAAGAGAAAUUGGGGAGCGAAUUGGCAAAGCGAUUCUUAUCUUAAUGGACAGAGUUUGUCAUUUAGAGUGAUGAGCAGCAAUGGAAGAAAUCUGACUAUGUUAAAUGUUGUGCCUUCCAAUUGGCAAUUUGGCCAGACAUUUGCUUCUUCUCUAAAUUUCAGAUAA
Messenger RNA from Cryptomeria japonica (Japanese cedar), 882 nucleotides. Its product is annotated as putative expansin-A17. The transcript has 4 exons. The coding region runs from base 1 to 882 and encodes 293 amino acids. Gene Ontology annotation, biological process: plant-type cell wall organization. Lineage: Eukaryota; Viridiplantae; Streptophyta; Pinopsida; Cupressales; Cupressaceae. The record is from RefSeq and is a predicted model, not a curated record. Gene Ontology annotation, cellular component: extracellular region.